Messenger RNA from Pelobates cultripes (western spadefoot toad), 837 nucleotides. Lineage: Eukaryota; Metazoa; Chordata; Amphibia; Anura; Pelobatidae. The record is from the annotation of a GenBank genome assembly.
CCCUGGACCCACGGCUAGACACCUCCUUAGGAACUAGCUCCCUACCGGCUUCCUACCAACGCAAGGCCCUGGUGGCCCUCAAGAACGCGGGGUUGGCGGACUCGUGGCGAGUGGCUCACCCACUGAGGAGGGACUACUCCUACUACUCUACGGUCCACAGUCGCUACAGUCGGUUGGACUAUAUCUUCCUCCCCAUUGAAUACCUCUCGCUCUUGCACUCCAGUGGGAUCCACACGGCAACCUGGUCGGACCACGCUCCGGUCUGGACUAAGAUCGCCUCCCCGCUGUACAGGCCACGGGAGAAGCAGUGGCGGUUCAAUGAGCAGGUCUUGGAGGAAUUGGAGGCGACAGUGGAGAUGGGUGACGCACUGCAGAAGUACUUUGAGGAGAACACCACCCCAGACGUGGAACCACCGAUGAUAUGGGAGGCUCAUAAAUGUAUGAUCCGCGGCCAUCUCAUACGUUAUUGUACCCAACGGAAGAAGGCCCAAAGGCAAGCAGUCACGGACCUGGCACAACAAGUGGCAACCCUCGAAACCCUACAUAAGUCUACCCUCUCAGAGGAUACCUACAGAGAACUCCUGGAGGCGCGGAGAAACCUCAAGCAAUUGCUCUCGCAGGGCCUUCUCCGAACCAUUCGCAGAUCCCGACGACACUUCUAUGAAUACUCGGACAAAUGCGGGAGGCUCCUGGCCAGGCGCCUGCAAAGGGAACGGAGACUCACACACAUAACCAAGAUCCGGGACCAGACUGGCGUGCUCACUCAACGCCCAGACGGAAUAGCGACGGCCUUCCACCACUUCUACACGGACUUAUAUAACAUCCCAGAAACGCGAG